This is a messenger RNA of Spizellomyces punctatus DAOM BR117, 1180 nucleotides long. RefSeq lists its product as uncharacterized. The transcript has 3 exons. The record is from RefSeq and is a predicted model, not a curated record. NCBI's taxonomy places the organism in Eukaryota, Fungi, Chytridiomycota, Chytridiomycetes, Spizellomycetales, Spizellomycetaceae. The coding region runs from base 12 to 626 and encodes 204 amino acids.
GCCGUAACAUCAUGCCAGCACCAAACAGCAGUACAGUAGGUACGAAUGCGAUACCUUCUCUAACAAACACCGCUGCCAAACGAAAAGCGGGGAAUGAAAUUGACGAUAUAUUCAGCGGCAAGAAGGCGAAACCAUCCAGCGAGAUCGACGAUAUUUUCAGUGGAAAAGGCCCCAAACCUGCCUCAGCAGUAUCUGUCGAAGCGCUUGUAAAGAAGAAGAAGAAGGCAAAGAAGAAGAAUCAGGAAAGAAAACUAGAUGACGGGGAUAUUUCAAAAGAGGCCACCGGGGAUGUUACAGAAGGACCAAUUACCAAGGGGAAGGAGGACGACCUGCAACUAGAAACCUUUGAGCACCUAACGGAUGAGACAGAUAUUGCUGCUAAAGUGAUUGAAGCUCGGAGCCAACGACCGAAACCGGUUGUGGAAACCAUACAAUUUUCUGUGCCGGACUUCAAAAGUAGCCAGCAACGUCCAGUGGCGGAGGACGAUGGAUUUGGGGACAGCAGAGGACUGAAGGCUAAACGACGAACCGAGGACGGUUACAGUUUGUUCACCACCGAAGAAUUGAAUAUCGGGAAGGGUGGCGAUACACCUCAAUGUCCCUUCGAAUGCUGGUGCUGCUUUUGAUCUCUUUCCAUUCUCUGUCGUCUUACUUGGGUUGGGAAACACGCUCCCAAAAGUAAACAAAACAGCAAAUUAUGUCGCUACUCCACAUCUUCUACCAGGGAUGGAAUUAGGCAGAACCCAACCUAGCACUAUGCGCGCGGACUAAGCGGUUCACACUUGCAAUCGGCGUGUUAUGGUAGAAGAAUAUUCGACGGCCGCGCAUCACAGAGAUUGAAAUCAAGGCUAGAUUCUAUGAAUGAGAAAUACCUGAGCGAAUCCGAUGUGAGUACGUCUAGGUCUUGAUCCGCACCAAGAGACGGUGAUGACGAGGAUGUUUGCGGUUUAUUGCCAUGUUCAGAGUAAGUGAACAGCGGAGAAUGCAUUGCUUUGCUUCGGCUCGAUGCAGUGUGAUUGGUAGCUUUAGCAGCACUAUCGGGGUCGACGUCAGAAUUAGGUACUGGGAGGAUGUGGACCUUGAACUGCUGAACCUGUAAUAGGCGUAGUACAUAUAGUCAAAAUGAGUAUAUUUUAUAGCGCUACAGUUCAAUAGAGAACCUUGCUCUUUCCACGCAAAA